AGGGAAUAUGUCAUUCCAAACGAACUUGUCAAUCAUCAAUUUGACGCCUUACGACUGGACGGGAUAUACGCUUGCAGAAACCACGGGUCUCAUAGAAUGGGACUUUCCCAAGACUUUGGCAUCCGGUGACACAUAUGAAGCAUCUAUAGCCGUCGACACUUCUCAAGGAAGCAACCCAACAAAAGCGCAAGCCGACUGGCCCUUUUCAUGGAUCGACCAAGCUCACCCCGUGGCUGACCUCAAGAUUUCCGUUUCCGGCGAAGGCGACGGCGACGGUGGAGGAUACGAGUACGCCAUCAACGCCGUGCUGGACCAAUUCGGCACUCAACGAAACCCCAAAGGCUCGACAAUCAGCAUCCCACUGUACGACCAAGCCUGGUCCCCGUUCCUGCUCGUGGGCGACAACACCAGCCUCGCCGGCAACAAUCCUCCUUUGGACUGGAUGGAGCAGAGCCUGCCGUUCAUCGGGUGCCUGACGUUGCAGGACAUUGUGCUCCCCGGCUCGCACGACGCGGGCAUGUCGCAGAUCAACUACGCACACGGCGGCGACUCGGACAACUCCCAAACACAAACGCUGUCGGUCGGGGGUCAGCUCGAGGCCGGGAUGCGGUACUUUGACAUCCGGCCGUCCAUCUCUCACGGCCAGUUCUACACGGGCCACUACACCGAUCAGCUCGGGGCCAACGGCGAGUCCAUGGCCGACAUCAUCUCCGACGUCAACGCCUUCACGGCCAAAGGUUUCAACGAGCUCGUCGUCCUCGAGCUCAGCCACAGUCUCGACACGGACAGUGGGUACGACGCUUUCAACGACGCGCAAUACAAGAACCUCCUGACCCAACUGUCGGGACUCAAGUAUCUCUACACCGGGCACGCGUCGGACGUUCUCACGACGGUGAAACUGGGCGAGUUCAUAUCGUCGAGUCCCGCCGUGGUCGUGGUGUGCGACGAGCGCGACCUGAACUGGUUGUCCACCAACAAGUUUUCGGGCAAGGGAUUCUACGGACCGGGACAGCUGCCCGUGUACAACAACUACGCCGACACGACCGACCUAGACACCAUGAGGCAGGACCAGUGGACCAAGUUUAGCUCACAGGUCGAAACCCCCCAGACCCCGAACCAGUUGUUCCUCCUCAGUUGGACCUUUACCCAGGACGUGCUGGGAGCGAUCGGGAUAGGGUUCGGCGGCGCGACCGAAGACGGUACGUCGAUCCUCGAGUCGGCCACGUACUUUAACAACUUCCUCGCCCAGACCGGCGGGACCGUGCCGUACACGGGGCCCCUGGAGUGGGCCAAGAAGGCCGGAAAGCCACCCAACAUCAUCCUGAUCGACAAUGUGCCGACGGACAACAGGUUCCUGGCGACCUUGUGCCUGGGCAUGACGAGGUGGUUCAACCGGCAGCAAAAGUGUUGAAACGUCUUGAACGAAGCACCGUUGUGUACAGAUGUCUUCAAGGUGUCUGCCUGUGCGGGAUGAAUUUUAUCUAUGCGUCUAUUGAUACGUGGAAUUUAUCAUGGUUUGUGGGUCACUCGGACUUUUGCUAGAGGAGAAAUAGGAUGCCAGAUAAUUUUGGAACACUCUCCAUUUGGGGUUGGACAUUACGUUGGGAUAUUGAUACUGGGCGCUGGAAUCGUGUUUGGGUAUUGAU
Messenger RNA from Exophiala oligosperma, 1646 nucleotides. RefSeq lists its product as uncharacterized. Gene Ontology annotation, biological process: lipid metabolic process. The coding region runs from base 8 to 1411 and encodes 467 amino acids. The transcript has 3 exons. The record is from RefSeq and is a predicted model, not a curated record. Gene Ontology annotation, molecular function: phosphoric diester hydrolase activity. Lineage: Eukaryota; Fungi; Ascomycota; Eurotiomycetes; Chaetothyriales; Herpotrichiellaceae.